AUGUGUAUUCCUGAUUUUCCUGAGAUCACUAGUAUCCGAUCUUCAUCUUCUCAGGUCCCAAUAUCAGAACCUUUUUUCCCUCAAGGGUAUGGUCCAUUUGAUAAUUGUGGGGCCGGUCCAUCAACAACACGUCCUCAAGGCAUGACAUUUAAGAAUACUCCCACUGUCACAACAGCUGCACCGGUCUAUACACUCCCACAAUCGAUUGUGACGCAAAGAGCUGCUCAAGAGGGACAGUUCACCACUCAUUCGGAGAAGUACUAUACUCGUAGGAUAGCAUUUGUGGGCCCUAACUCUAUUCAAUUUGGCUUCCCCAUUGAAGUGGAGAGGCCCACUCUAGGCUCAGAGCAUGAAGAAAUGUUGAAAAAAAUGAAAAGCAUCGAGCAACACAUGAAAAGCAUGCAAGGGUUAGGAGGGCACAAAAGUUUUGCAUUCAAAGACUUAUGUAUGUUCCCAAAUGUCCACCUUCCACCUGGGUUCAAAACCCCUAAGUUUGAUAAGUAUGAUGAACACAGUGAUCCUAUAGCCCACCUUAAGAGAUACUUUAAUCAACUUCGGCGCGCAGGGGGUAAACAAGAAUUGAUCAUGGCUUAUUUUGGUGAGAGCCUGACUGAUUACAAUGUCGACAUUAUGCCAGAUCAUAAUACACUCUCCAAUACAAGAAAAAAACCAAGUGAAAGCUUCAGAGAAUAUGCGAUCAAAUGGACGGAACAAGCAGUCCGAGUCAAGCCCCUAUUAAAUGAGCAAGAAUUGGUUGAUAUCUUCAUAGAGGCUCAAGAUCCUGACUACUUCCACCACCUCACAGCCGCAUUGCGAAUACCGUUUCACACAGCAAUCAAAAUUGCGGAACUGGUCGAAAAUGGUCUCAAAACAGGAAGGAUCGUGAGCCAGGCAGCAAUCAAAGCUACCACACAGGCCAUUCAAGGUGGUUCAACAAGUUUUGGAAAUGGUAAAAUGAAAGAGGAAGUUAUUUCACUGGCAUCAGGGUCAAGGGGAGCUUAG
Messenger RNA from Solanum pennellii, 1002 nucleotides. RefSeq lists its product as uncharacterized. The record is from RefSeq and is a predicted model, not a curated record. Lineage: Eukaryota; Viridiplantae; Streptophyta; Magnoliopsida; Solanales; Solanaceae. Bases 1 to 1002 code for a protein of 333 amino acids. The transcript is spliced from 2 exons.